AUGGCCCUUUUCUACCAUGGACUUAACCAGACUGAACUUGCUCUUCGCCACAUGUCCCGAGCACUACUACUACUUAACUUGUCAUCUGGUCCAGAUCACCCAGAUGUUGCAGCAACCUUUAUAAAUGUUGCAAUGAUGUAUCAAGAUAUUGGAAAGAUGGAAAUAGCACUUCGUUAUUUGCAAGAAGCCUUGAAAAAGAACGAGAGACUCCUGGGUGAAGAACAUAUUCAAACUGCUGUGUGCUAUCAUGCUUUGGCCAUUGCAUUCAACUGCAUGGGUGCUUUUAAGCUUUCUCACCAGGCAUGUAAUGAAAAGAAGACUUAUGAUAUACUUGUUAAACAACUUGGUGAGGAAGAUCCUAGGACACGUGAUUCUCAGAACUGGUUGAAAACAUUUAAGAUGCGGGAAUUGCAGGUGAAUGCGCAAAAGCAGAAGGGUCAAGCUUUGGAUGCAGCUUCUGCUCUAAAGGCUAUUGAUAUCCUGAAGGCCAAUCCAGAACUAGCACAUGCAUUUCAAGCUGCUGCAGCAGCUGGAGGUUCUGGAAAUUCGGGUAACAAAUCACUUAAUGCAGCAAUAAUGGGAGAGGGACUUCUGCGAGGCAGGGGAGUUGAUGAAAGGGCAGCCCGAGCUGCUGCAGAGGCGAGGAAGAAAGCUGCUGCAAGGGGCCUCUUAAUCCGCCCACAUGGAGUUCCUGUUCAGGCACUACAGCCGCUGACUCAGCUCCUGAACAUGAUUAACUCAGGGAUGAUCCCUGAUGCUGCCAAAAAUACGGAAGCUGAUGUUUCAAGGAAAGAUGCUAACGGUCACGCUUUAAGUGGACCGGGAGAGACCAGAGAGGACAAUUCCGAAGAAAGGCAACAAGAUCAGGCCCCUGUUGGAUUAGGCACAGGCUUGAUUGCAUUAGAUGCUAAGAAGCCUAAAUCGAAGUCUAAAGCCUUAUCCUAA
Messenger RNA from Thlaspi arvense, 945 nucleotides. The record is from the annotation of a GenBank genome assembly. Lineage: Eukaryota; Viridiplantae; Streptophyta; Magnoliopsida; Brassicales; Brassicaceae.